This is a messenger RNA of Funneliformis caledonium, 1230 nucleotides long. The record is from the annotation of a GenBank genome assembly. Lineage: Eukaryota; Fungi; Glomeromycota; Glomeromycetes; Glomerales; Glomeraceae.
AUGCAACGUACCGCGUCGAUUAUAAUUAAGCAUUUUGGAAUUCGAACUUACAAAAAUUUUAAUUAUGUUGGACUAGACGCACGUGUAGCUGACAUCGUUGGAAUUGUAUUAUUUUUUGAACCAUUAGUCACGUUGAUCCCUUUGGCCUCAAUAGCGGGACAUUACGCUGGAAUGAAUGAUGUUAAAUUGGCAAAUACUUAUUAUGUUGCGCAUUACCUAGCUUGGGAAAUUAUAUAUCUUACAGUAUUAGCAUAUUACUGGUACAAGUUUACAUCUAUGAUCAAAGAACAUAUUAAAGUAUUAGAAGAACGUGAAGCUUUAUCGAAUAUAUCAAACGAGGUACCAGAAAUGAAGCCAUCAGGCUCUUCUAAUAAAUCAACAUCAUCAUCUUCUUCACAAUCUCAAUUAAACUCGAAAACACUCAUCAGUAUGGAAAAUCAAGCAAUUAAUAAUACAAAUAAGAAAUUGAAUAUUACUGUCAACAAAGCUACUGCGACGGUUAUUCAUCGCACUUCUGAAAUUACUGAAAUUACUGUAGUCGAAGAUAAAGAAAUACAUUUUAGACUUACAAUAGAUAAUGAAAGACCAAUCACAUUAUUUAUCCUUGAACCUUUGAUUCAUCGUCAUCGUAAGUCGCUAGUAAAGAGAUUUUACGAUGAACUUGUCAAUAAUGCGGGUAAUUUUGACGAUUCAAUUGAAAAUGAUUUAAAGGAUUUGCUUAGUGAAGAAAGUAAAAAUACCAAAGAAAUUCUUGAAUUUAUGCAAAAUCAUGAAAAUCGUGAAAUUUGGUUUUCAAGUAUCAUUGGUUUUUUUUAUCAAUACGGAAUAGGAUGUGAAAUUGAUAAGGAUAAAUCCUUGGAAUUGUAUUUAUUAGCAAUUAAACGAGAUGAAUUUCAAUACAUUAAUAAUAUUAUCGCAAAGUAUUUAUUAGCAUUAUUUUAUUACAAAGUUAUCGAUUUAGAUAAAAGAUCCUCAAACGAUUGGAAUCUUUUACGCACAGCACAAUUAAUAGAUGAUUAUAUAGACACACAAAGACAUUCCGAAAAUCUCAAAGAAUUAAAAGGAAUCAUAAUUAAUAGUUUAGAAUUCAUCAAAUUAAAGGGAAAAGAUAUAAAAGAGUCUCAUGAACAAACAUUAAAUAUUGAUGACCCAGAAGCAUUACACCUCGCAGGAAAAGAUCUAAUUCGUGCUAUUUCGAUUUACCAAUACUAUUUAUUAAACAACUUAUAG